Messenger RNA from Hymenoscyphus albidus, 960 nucleotides. Lineage: Eukaryota; Fungi; Ascomycota; Leotiomycetes; Helotiales; Helotiaceae. The record is from the annotation of a GenBank genome assembly.
CAAAAAAAUCUGUACUCCGGUACUCGAGUACGGAGACGGAUGGUCCUCGCAACCAAAUAUUCACGCUCAAGCUCAAACUCAAGCCCAAGCUCAAGUAGGCGUGGCUUUCGUUUGCAGAGGCGAAGAGAAGAGAUGCCUAUGUUUGUGCGUAUCUCUAAGGCCUCAGGAUUUGUGGCAGAUGCUGCUGCUCGCCCAGCACCAUCCAUUUCGACAGCGACAUGCCUCAACCAUGGGCUUCCAUAGUAAGCAAUGGGUUAUCUGCCACCCGUCAUACCGAGCACAGCGAGCAAGAACAACACUAACAAUAAGUAGUCAAACCAUGGCCUCUUUACCCACACUAAUCAUGUCUCCUCUCUCCGAAUUGGCCUCUCCACUGUAACCCGGUAUCAACGGCGGCACCUCCAUUCACAAGCAACGAAUGCCAGCGCCAGCGAUUCUGAUUUUGCAUUGUACGCGGCGAAGCAAAUCCGGGUAGCCGAAUUCCUUCGGAAGGAGUGGGCCCAUAAAAUUCCCCAGGACGCCCCACGGCCGGUUCUUCAGGCGGAGCUAAUUCGCGUCCAAGAAGAGCGAGAGCCCGUAUGGCGAUAUACUCCCAGUCUCGAAUUGCCUGGUGGCAAUUUCCACAAAUUCUCGAAUAUCAACCCUAACCCACACAAGGCAGCAAGCAUACUACACUCCAAUGUGUUGGCGUCCUUUCUUCAGCAAACACCAUUCUCCUCGCCAUCUCAGAGGCAGAGGUACAGCGACUCCGAUCUUAUGCUUCUGAACUUUACAAAAUCGUGGCUGAAAAAACCGAAUGCCACUUCUUUUCCCAUUAUCCAUUAUGAGCGGCUUCAAUCGGGACAUUGGAGAUGUGUUGUGCAUAUAAACUCGCUACCAGCAAAAGCACUGAAGUCGUUGGAACGGGUAAAACUCUGGGCAAAGCAUUGGCGGUUGCCAAUUCCAAUUUGUUGGAACUAG